This is a messenger RNA of Darwinula stevensoni, 1037 nucleotides long. The record is from the annotation of a GenBank genome assembly. NCBI's taxonomy places the organism in Eukaryota, Metazoa, Arthropoda, Ostracoda, Podocopida, Darwinulidae.
UGUGACAGUUUUUCUUUCAUGCUGACUCAUCCAAUAAGUGGAAUGUAGAUGAUACAUAACCAGAUCAAUUAUUCUAGAUACAAUUGUAACAAUUUCGUGUUCAGUUGAUCAUCCUCUCAAAAAGCCAUGGUGUAUCUCCACUUUCCAUCCCAAUUCACUGAGGAGGAGCAAAUGUUGCAAGCUAAGUAUCAAAAGCUCAAGAGAAAGAAGAAAGCAUUGCAAACCUUGAAGGCACCCAAACCAGAGCCUGAGAAAACAGCAACCCUCAAGAGACCAACUGAGGCCAAAGAAGCAAAGGAAAUUGCCAAGAAGCUCCUGAAGUCUGGUGCUAUUCAUGCCAUUAAGAAGCCUGAAAACAAAGGAGAGAAGACAACUUUCAAGCGGUCACGUGGACUUGAGCGUAGAUUGUCUGGCAGUGAGAGGGCUUUGACACCUUUGCACACUCCAUCAGCCCUAAGUCCUCCUCCAGAGAAGCCAUCUCCCUUGCAUGACAAGCCCAGGGAGCCCAGGGAGCCCAAGCCUAAAGUCAAAAACUUGUAUGACACAUUUGUGGCAGCAAGAGAUAGGGAAGAAAGAGGUCUUGUGGAUGCAGGAGAAUAUGCAAAACGAGAGAGAAGAUCUGGGAAUACAAUUUAUGUCUUUGGUUACAACAUCACUGAGGAAUUGCUCAAAAGGGCCUUCCAACCAUUUGGCAACAUUAUCAAUAUCUCAAUGGAGAUUGAGAAGAACUGUGGAUUUAUUACAUUUGACAAGACUGAGUGUACAGACCGUGCCAUAAGCAGCAUGAAUGGAAGCAUGGUUUCUGGAGUCCAAUUGAAAGUGUCUCUUGCAAGAAGGCAGCCCAUCAUAGAGCCCAUCAAUGAUGCAUCCUCAUCUGCCACUUGGUCCACCAUUGCAGCAAGCCAUUCACAGAAAGGAUCUCAUAAAGACAAGCGUGGCCUCAUCUCCUAUGAUGAAGAUAUCUUCUAGAUGUGUAGCUCUUUUGUGAAAAGUCUAUGAUGAUCAUUACUACAAUGACUACAAAUUGCAGUUUGCAG